CUGCUGCUGUGCUGUUCCUCCUCCUGUGCUGGUCUCUCGUAUCAUAAUAGUGCUAAGUUACCGCUGCUGUGUUACUGCUGUGACUGAUUCUACCAGAGGACAGAAAAUAAAUUGAGUACAUAAGAAUAAAUCAAAAGGUAAAAAUAAUCAGUUUGAAUACCGAGGAAUCGAUUAGUUGAGUAAAACCUGAAGGAAAGGAAAUUGAGUUGUUUUCUUCCGUAUUUUCAAGAAAUUGUGAAUAAAAAAUAAAGAACUGCUCAUUCUUCUUCAUUACUGACAAUAUUGAUUUAUCUAAACCAAGAGGAAUGGCGCCGACCGAUAAUUGAUUCUUUAGACAGUGCUGAUUUCUUUUUUCUUUUUUGUAAGGUUAGAAAACGGAGGAAGCGACCAAUUGUGUGACAGAAAACGAAGCACUGAUCGCAUGCGUCUCACACAGUCCUCAACUACCAGGUCCCGCGUGUGCCACUUCUUGACCAUUACUGUUCCCAAGUGCCCCAUCUGCUCCACAUACCCUCACGCGCUCACAUAUUGAGAGCCAGGAAUCACUCUACUGUACUUACCAUACCAGUACUCAACUACUUGUCGGUGUGAGCAGUACAAUACUAUACUUCGCUAUCUUCAAUGCUUAGCAAAUUUCCCAGAAACAGAAUAUAGAGACGUGAAUCAAGCUCGCCCAUUGAGUUAAGUUUUCUAUGUGAGUGAAAUGGAACGUGAUUUUAACAGUUGUAUGUCACGAAAGCCAGAAACCGUGAUGUGUUGUGUUUUGUGAUGUUUGGUGGUUGAGGCGUGAGAAAAAGAUCCAUUCGCCUGUUUGUGAGGCCGAGCGCGAUAUUCCCAGUGAAACACACGGUGUCUUGCUAAACCACUCCCUGAAGGUUUGUGGGGUAAUGAUUACGAUCAAUAUUCAACCAGAGGCGGACUCAGGUGUGGGAACAGUGCCCCCCCCCCCACCUUCUACCUAUCUCUACCUGUAGUAUUCCCAUCUAUCCACACCCAUAGUACUGUGCCGCCCACCCUCGCCCAUAGUACUGUCAUCCACCCACAUCUGUAGACUGUUACCCACCCACACCCAUAGUACUGCCACCCACUUAUACCUUCAGUGCCUUUGUAUUAUUUAUUAUAUAAUAGAUUAAAAAAAUACUAUUUUAAUGUGAACAAAUUUAAUUAUACAAGAUACACAAAGGAACAUGCAUUCUGUCUGGACUCGUUAAUAAGUCUUCUAUACACGAAAGGAAAUUUUUUGUCGAGUAAAAAUAAUUUGUGGAGACAAAAAAAAACUUGUGUUUGAUGUAAAGAGACAGUCAGUGUAGGUACAGGAGAAAGUUAUCUUUACACAGAAGACAAAGUUUCAAGACAUAGAUGAGCAUUAAUAUAGACCCAAGAAAACAUUUUUAACUCACUCGAAAACUUUUUGAGGCAGAGCGGAUAAUCGUUUCGUAAACUUAGCUUUUUGGGACGCAUGAGAACACAAAUUGAGUAAAUAACUCCAGAAGAAAAUGAAAAUGACUUAGAAAACGAAAUAAUAAAAACUGAUUAGGAAACAGGAAGACACAAUUCAAAAAGGAGUUUGUAAACCCAAGAAAGAAAUUUGGACACUAAAUUGUUUCGUUUAGAAAUUGAGAAAAGAGUUGUGAAGAAAGAUGCCGGGCGCCAGGAUCCACCCCUCAUCUGACCUGCACCUCCCACUGCCUGUGACGUCAGGGUCCCCCGUGGUACAGGACCAUACUGGGUCACUUUUACCUGUUCCUGCUGGUAAAACGUUGUCCUCAUCAUCUGUUCGGGCAACGAAAUCGUUCUCUCCACUACCUGUGUUGGUAGCAAAGUCAUUUUCAUCAUCUGUAACUACAGCUAAAACGUUAACCCCAAUACCUGUGGCACCAGUUAAUUCCACGUCCCAGUUAUCUGUUCUUCCAGCUAACAUGAUGUCCCCAUUACCCGUGCCACCAAGUAAAGCGGGAUCCCCACUACCUGUGCGGGCACAUGAAGAGCCUGUAUCAAUGACGUCAUCGAUUGUUGACGUAUUAUUUGAAGGUCAGAGAAGCAGAGAGAAAAACCAGUCACCAGCGCCACCUACUACCGCACACUACACUAAAACACAACGUCUUCAGGUACGCCUCGACCAGCUGCAGUCCGAUGUAAACCACCUCGAGCAGCGGAGCGAGAAGCUGGAGGAGAAGCUUAAGACAUUCCUGAAGCAGCAACAGGACAUCGCUGAGGCCACCGACCACCUCGAUGUCAAGCUCGACGCCCUGGCCAAGUCCCACAAGUCUGUCUCCUCUCACGCUGUAGGGCGGUGAGUCUCCCUGGCCAGCUGGUGGUGUAGUGAGUCUCCCUGGCCAGCUGGUGGUGUAGUGAGUCUC
Homarus americanus (American lobster) is the source of this 2360-nucleotide messenger RNA. RefSeq lists its product as uncharacterized. Bases 1641 to 2297 code for a protein of 218 amino acids. The record is from RefSeq and is a predicted model, not a curated record. Lineage: Eukaryota; Metazoa; Arthropoda; Malacostraca; Decapoda; Nephropidae. The transcript has 2 exons.